UGAACAACUAGCAAACCAUAGGCUCUGGUGUGAAACAUUCAUGCAGCGAUGGGAAGUGUCAUCAGUUCAGAGCAAGUUUACCAAGGGCCUGAUUGUUCAAACUCUUGGCACAUGGUCAUUUCAAUAAUACAUCUGAACAAGGGAAGUUCUCAAACCCAGGCCUGGAUGCAGUGCACGUGUAUCUUUAAGCCCAAUUAACUGUGUAAAUUGUGGAAGAAAAAAAAAAACUUCUUUACUUAUUUUUCAGCCACAGAGUAUGAAGAAAUGGUUUUGUUUCUAACGCCGGAUGCUUGAUCAAAAAUACAAAUGUAAUCAUAUGUCAAUCAGCAACUCAUUUAUAAAUUCCAACAUGCUGAUCACGCCUUCAAAGAUCAAUCAAAGGGCAGGAGCACUGCCCUCUAAAUCCAUCCCAUUAAGUAAAAUCCCUCCAGGUGCUGGGACCCCUGUCAAAGAACUGUUGAGGAUGGUAGUAAGAGAAGAAGAAGAAAAAGCAAGCCCUGCGAAAUUUUGGAAGCCAAAUUGGGCUUUUCGGAAAGCACUACCGAAUGGCGGAGUAAAACACAAGUUGCAUUCCACUGUGCUGGAUGGCUCUCUCAGCUCCAAGAACUGUGGCAUAUCAUCUCCCGAGCUGAGCAGCAUUGGAGCCGAGGAUAACUUGACACUGUUGCAUGGGAAUAACUACGGCACCAACCACCCGAACAUUAUAGGACAAAAAAACAAAAUGUUAAGUGUGGUGGGCUCCUCCAGACCUCACGACUCUCCUGCCAAAGUGUUUGAGAGGCUAAAGAGGCAAAUGGAAGAGCGGGCUAAAGGUGUCCAUUCAAUGCCAGGCAAAGCCGAACAGCAGGGCCCCCGGUGGACCCCACAGAAGCAGGGAGGCCCCCAGGAGUCUCCUUGGAAACCAGGUGUCUAUCACACACCAGGGAAGGUGGGCCGACCAGGUCAGCCACCUGCCACGACCAUGGACAUCAGGAGUUACCCGAAGGACAUGCUGCAGACUUCUGUCUUGCGCUCCUUACCCCCACACUCCAACAGGAACGGCACAGGGGCAUGUAGAGACAAUGAGGACAACAGCAUUUUUGCAGUACCAGCAGUGCCAGCUAAGAAACCAGCAUAUCCUAGCACCGUCACAGUGGGCCAGCCGAGGGAAUCGCCGGCUAAGAUUUUUGCACGCUUGAAACAAGAAGCUGAAAUAAAACAACAGCAGCAGCAAAAACAGCAACAGCAGCAGCUGCAGCUACAGCAAGCCAGCGAUCCAGUUAGCAGCACAGUGGAUAUUAGGCCAGAAGGAUAUGUGCUUCAGGGCCCAGGGACUGCACCAGUGCCAAUGAGUGGAGACGAGGGGGAUGAUGAAAUCUCCCAGGAUACAGUUCAGAGCCUGGCAGAAACCACUGAGAGCGAUGCAACAGACACCAGUCUUACUCCCCCUGUUGGUUUGGGGCUUGGUAAAAGUAAACCAGAUUCAGCCGCUUUGGAUCUUAACAGAUUGCCCUACCCUAAUCUUCCCCCAAAUCAGGAAUGGCGUGAUAUCUUACUGAAGUCCCCAAGAAUUUCCAUUCCGAGAAAGCAGAUUACCAUAUCACAGCCAAGGAACGAGCCGGAGAGAGAGAAGACUGGCAGCCAGCCAAAGGACUCAGAUACAUCGGCAGGGCAGAUACACCUCCAUGAGUGGUUUAUCAAGAAACUUAACAAAACAGACGUGUGUGUUGAGGGAAGGAGACAGGAUUUAAAUGGACAGUACUGGCACAGCAAUGUGAUUGCAGAACGGUUAAAAUGCAACACACUGAAGACCAUUACCGGCAGCAUCUACGUCUUGCAUGGGAAGAUGAAUAUGAACGCCACUAGUAAAGUGUUUUCGAGAUCGUUCUUGAAAAAGUUUCAGUUUGGCUUUCCAGAAAAGUGGAAGGAUUAUCUUCAGAACUACUUGGAAGAGCUUAAAGGACGUAGAGCACAGCCAGAAAAAACGACUGAACAGGAUCAUAAACCAACACGCAUUGUGCCUGCAUCUGAGGUUGAACCAGUGAAGAACAAAAAGCAAACUAAAGUCACAUAUCCAGCAAGGUCUUCACACAAAUCAGUGCAACAGACCCCAAAAAGGACAGAGCUACCGAAUAGCUUUCAAGUUACCCGCAGCGGGAGGCACGUCUUGCCACCAAUGGAAUACUGGAGAGGACAAAGAUACAUAAUCGAUCCGGACCUGAAUGUGACAGUAGAUGAGGGCCGCACCAAUUACUUGGAUGAGAGAAUGCGUUCUAGUGCCAAAAGAGGUGAUAAAAGGAAAUGCAGCACUAGACACAAGACAAAGACAGACGCUGAGGUGGCCAGUAAUGAGGAAAAGGACCGGCCUAAAAGUAAACGCACAGCUGUGCCCAAGACGGACGAGAGCUGUGAGAAUGAUGAAGAGAAUGAAGGCAAGCUUGGCUAUGCCACUUCUUUCAAGCCUUACUCUGUGAUAUUGACACCCAUCAGAACAGUCUCCCAGUUAAAAGACAGAUGCUUAAACCACAACCUUAGAUACGCGAACACCAGCGAGCCUGACAGUGCAGCCGCAGUUAAAACCUUGUCCGGGCGUCAGGUCGAUAAGCAGUCAGACAGCCAAAGCGAUGUGUCUUUUACAGCUGUGGAGCCAGGACCGUCCAGUGACGAUGAUGAGCAGGUCAUUCAGAGGAAGACCAAGCACCGACUCAGGGCAGGUGGGAGAGGGGCAGCGGAGAGGGACAAGCCGCCUCAAAAAGACACCGCUGCCAGUCACAACCGCACAGCUACGGGCUCUGCCUCUCUUUUUAAGUCUCCUACACCUACCACCGGCAAGUUGAAGGAUACAGAUUCUAAGAAACAAAUAAAAAAGGCCAGAGUGAGUUGUGAAGUGCCGCUGAGAUCGCAGAGCGAAAUGAGCGACUGUGGCACAGAGCGUACCUUGCGCUCAACAUCAAAGAACAGGCAGGAAAUGAUCGCUAAGGAAUUCAAGACUGAAAAGCACAACUCUGAGCCACACUGUUCAGUGAGCACCAAGCCAGCUCAACAGAGCAGCAGGGGUUCAAAGGACCUUGUUUCUCAAAUACGAAUAAAUAUUCCCAAAAAGUCUCAGAAUGUCGUGCAGGAUUGUGAGGCUGAAAUACCCACAGACUGCUUUGUGAGCUCCACGUCGGCUCCACAUAGCAGGAAGAAAUCAAAGGAUACUGAGUGUCCGCUGCACCUCAAGAAAAACUCGAGGAAGACCUUGCAGGAAUCAGAGACGGAAAUGAGUGCAUCUGGGACGGAACGAAACAGCAGAGCUUUAAAGAACAAUCCGACACAGCUAAUUAGAAAAAAACAGAGGUCAAAGGUUCUUCAGGACUCGCAGAGUGAAAUGAGUGACUCUGGCACAGAGCGUGCCUUGCAGCUUAGGUCUGCAUCGCGAAACAGCAGAGCUUCCAAUAAUGUUAAUUCUUUAAUGCAGCUAAAGAAAGCAAAGCAGAUUUCUAAAGUUGUGCAGGAAACUGAGUCGGAGUCUGAAAUGAAUGGUUUUGUCCGACGCCGUGUUGCUCCACUUAAUAGGAAGAAAUCAAAGAGAAACGCAAAGAGUUCACAAGAACUGGAGACCGAAAUGAGUGACUCGGACACAGAACCUUCCUCGCAGACCAAGUCUUCCUCUCGCAACCGUAGGGGCCCAAAGGACAGUGAUCGUCCUGUUCGGCUUGUUAGGACAAAAAAUAAUUCAAAGGUCCUGCCAGAGUAUGAAUCGGUGAACUCUAGCCCAGACCAUGCUGUUCAUUCCACGUCAGCAUCACUUAAGAGCAGGGAUCCACAGAGUACCAAAAGGACUCUGAAUGUCCCGCAGGGAUCCGAGGUUAGUGAAUCUAGCAAAGGAGAUAUCGAUGCUGCAGGCUCCAAGUCUGCUCCACAUAGCAGUAAAAGCGUAAAAGAUGCAGAGCUGAAGAGUAAGAAACAGAGUGACGGGAAACCCAAGUCCUGUGAACAGAGCUCUGAAAAAAGCAACAAAAACAGGGACAGUAAAGCAGCGCCCCCUGCAGGGCUGAGAAAGGGACAGCAUGGAGCCACAGAAGAGAAGAGCUCCCAGCCUGUUGAGGCUAGAGAUAAGAGAGGGGGGGGAGAUGAUGAAGACCAAUUCAGCGAGGAUGCCUGGACCAAGAAAGAACUUGAAAAGCUGUACAACUCUGUUGCAGCUCUUCCGAAGCAUCGGAGCGGACUCUGGCUGGGUGUUUCCAUGGCCGUCGGGACGCGAUCGGCCGAGGAAUGCCAAAGGAAAUACACAGAGGGACAUCACUCGAACAAGAAGAAAGCUAACAGCAAAAAGAAGGACACCGGCAGCAAGAAGGAAGAGCCAGAGAAGGAUCCUGUCAAGAUAACUGCACGUGUUGGAACAUUGAAACGCAAGAAACAGCUGCGGCUCUUCCUCGACCAGCUGCCGAAAGACGACCACGAUGACGUUUUCAGCGCCUCUCCUUUACAGAGCAAGAGAGUAAAGUUACCCUCCCUCUGUGGGGGUCAGGAAGAUGACGUCUUUCAGCUGACGGAGAUCAACCCUCAAACCCCUUCCUCCGCCCGCUUUCCCUUGGUGAAAACCCCGCAGUGCCUGCACAUCAGCCCCGGUAUGCUGGGCUCUGUCAACAGGAACGAUAAUGACAGGUAUGUUUUCAACCUGCAAAAGAAAGAGAAGAGGGGCAAAUUGAAGACCUGGGCCAAUGUUAGAAUGCAAGCGGGUUCUAACAGCUUUGCAACUCCAUCUAGAAGAAGGGGAACAGUGCUGAGUUCUGCAGAUGAAAAUGAGAGGUCCAUUGUGGGAAAACUCUUGAGUAAAGAAGACCCAAAACUAUCAGAUGAAAGUGAGGAUGAUUAUUAUUUUGUACUGGAAGAUUGAGUUGUGACGUUACCAAGUAAAAUGUUUAAGGAAACAAUGUUUUUCAGCAGAUUCCCUAGAUAGCAUGUCAAUUCAGGACUUUGUUCCAGCCUCAUCCUUGUCAAUAAUUCAGGACCAGCGCUUUAAUUGCAGUUAGGAACUCCUCACGUGAGUCCUGCACCUACUCCUGAGUUCCAGAAUCCUUCUUUGGGCAGUGAAAUGACCAGCUGGCAGGAAUUUGAUCAAUCAGACACGCUACAAAAUCUGAUAACCCUUAAUCUGAGUCUGGGGGGUUUCCUAUCUGAAAGUGUCCAUGCAGUUGCAAGGGUGGGGACCUAUUAUUAACAGUGGGCUGCUUGCUCAAAUAACAGACCUAACUGAGGGGAGUUCGGAAACCCAGGACUGGGGAGGGCUGGUGUGAGUUUCUAACCCUGGAUAAUCAAUUAAAGAAUUGGGGACCUGGUUAGAAGAAGCCGCUGGAUUGGAAUGGAAUGAAACACACACAUUUUCCAUACAAAAAAACAAAUUAAGUUGAGUAUAUAUUUUACUUAUGUACAUAUUGCAAAUAAAUGUCUGCAUGUGGUGCGCAAUGUAUCAGUUAUAGUACACAUGAUGUAAAGAAUGAGAAGAACAAUGUGGGUCCUCCUCAAUGUGUCCUGUUACUUGGUAAAAUAAUAUAGGUUUAGUAUUUUUUAUUUCUGUUUGCCGUUUAAACUCUUCCAGUCUUUUCCAUGGUGUAUUCCAGUAAACCUUUACAAGUGAAGUGCAGGGGGAGGGGGGGAUCGGCUUCCUUUUCAGGAUAAGAACUUGCAGAUCUAUUGUUUAUAGAUUUUUUUUUUUUAAUUCAUCU
Polyodon spathula (Mississippi paddlefish) is the source of this 5690-nucleotide messenger RNA. Its product is annotated as mis18-binding protein 1-like. The transcript is spliced from 16 exons. NCBI's taxonomy places the organism in Eukaryota, Metazoa, Chordata, Actinopteri, Acipenseriformes, Polyodontidae. The record is from RefSeq and is a predicted model, not a curated record. Bases 287 to 4861 code for a protein of 1524 amino acids.